Messenger RNA from Pleurotus ostreatus (oyster mushroom), 390 nucleotides. RefSeq lists its product as uncharacterized. Gene Ontology annotation, molecular function: catalytic activity. The transcript has 4 exons. NCBI's taxonomy places the organism in Eukaryota, Fungi, Basidiomycota, Agaricomycetes, Agaricales, Pleurotaceae. The coding region runs from base 1 to 390 and encodes 129 amino acids. The record is from RefSeq and is a predicted model, not a curated record. Gene Ontology annotation, biological process: DNA repair.
AUGGAUAGUGCUGAGUUCCAUGCUGCUGUCUAUGAUACCGUCAGGCUCAUACCACAUGGUAGAGUCACCUCCUAUGGGCACAUCGCAAAACUCAUAGGGCAGCCGAACUACUCUAGACAUGUCGGACAAGCGCUGAAAUUUCUGUCUCCCAAUACGAACCCGCCAGUACCGUGGCAUCGAGUUAUAGCGUCUUCGGGUGCUAUAUCGUCCCGCGGGCCCGGAACCAACGGUGCCCAACUACAGCAGGAGGCGCUCGAAGCUGAGGGCGUUGAAGUCACAGUGGGACGCACUGGCGAGCUCCGAGUGGAUAUGAAGACUUGGGGAUGGUUUCCAGCUCCUGGAUCCAUCGACAUCGCUGAAGCGUCCUCGGAUGAUGGUAGCGCGCAAUAG